Molecule: messenger RNA, 3483 nt
Organism: Folsomia candida
Lineage: Eukaryota; Metazoa; Arthropoda; Collembola; Entomobryomorpha; Isotomidae
Exons: 7
Coding region: 1473-2444 (323 amino acids)
Source: RefSeq, a predicted model, not a curated record
CUCCAUCCUGAGUAGCCAUUUUGUGGAAUACUUCUUUACAAUAUGUUGAGUGUUAAAAUAUGUAGCAUUCGUUUUUUUUCGCUAAUUUUUGCGUAGAUUUUUAUUUGCGACAUUUCCACAAGAGGUGCAGUGACGACUAAAACUUAUUCAUCAAGAGCUGUUCUUAUAUGAAUUUAGUGUACAUAUCGUAACUUCGAGACGGUUAUAAAUCUUGUUACCGGAGCCAGCAUCCUUAACAACCUAAAUUUACUUAAUUCGUGUAAAACAGAAAAAGUUAAAAAAAAUAAAAUAAUUGUAAAAUGUUAAAAUGGCAAAAGUAUUGUUUCGUUAUGCCCCUCAGAGAUACCUAAUUACUCAAAUUUAAUAAAAAUAUUAACAUUAUUUUAAAAUUAAAUUAAAGUAGCAUUUAAAUUAAAAUAACGUUUACAUACAUUAAAAUGACAUUUAAAUUAAAAUAACAUCUUAAUUCUAACAAUAUUUAAAUUAAAUCAACCUUUAAAUUACAAUAGUCUUUCAAUUAAAAUUUCAGUUUAAAAAUUCCGAGUGAACAAUGGCAUCUUCACAGUCGGAAGGAAUACUUGAAAAAACUAUUAAGGAAAACUUCACCGAGCUCAGAAAUGCGUUGGCUGUGAGUGGGAAUUUGCUAAGCUGUCUCGAACAGAAUAAAAUUAUCACGGAUGAGAAAGUGGCAUCUUUGGGAAAGAUUGACGGAAAUGGAAAUAAGGCGGAGGCAUUGCUUAAAAUCCUUCGUGAUUCAAGAACCGAUUCUGACAUACCCGUGAUUAUGAAAGCUCUCAGUGACGACAUUAGCAGCAAUAGCAAAGUUCUUAAAAUAUUUGAGCAGUCCAUGGCAGCCGGAUCCCAACUUCGACAUGAUCACUUUACCAACCCCAUAACUUGUUUAAGAAGAGAAACUGACUGCAAGGCUGAGAACUUCGCUCAGAUCCCUCAAAUUCCCUUCCUCCCUUUUCCAAAGCCUGAUAAAAAUUUCACUGGCAGGACGAAAUUUAUGGACGAUGUGAUCAGUGCUCUCCAAUUAAGUAAAAAUCCAAGUCAUCAGAUCGGCUUUCCUCUCGUCGACCUCCAUGGUCUUGGCGGGCAUGGGAAAACUCAAACUGCACAAAGCAUCGCAGAGCGUUGUACCAAAAAUAAGAUAUAUAUAAGAUAUAUAUAAGAUAAAUAUAUUCUCUGGCGUGAUUUGGAUUGAUGCCGAAGAACAAGCUGGAAUCAUAGAAAAAAUCACUAGAGAAUUAAAAAAUCAAGGAAUUAAGCACUUGCCAGAAAAUGAUGGGAUCUUACUUGCCAGUAAAUUUUACGAUUCAAUAGCUUCCAAAAGUCCCAACAAAAUUCUAGUCAUAUUUGACAAUGUGGAAGGAUUUCAAGAAGUCGAGAAAUAUUUACCAGUUAACAGAAAUGUGGAUAAUAUAGCGGUCCUACUCACCUCGGUGGAGAAGAUUACAAUUGCAAUUGGAAUGGGGGAAAUUGACACUUAUAAAGUGGAUAUUUUGGGGGAAGAUGAAGCGAGUGAGUUGGUUGGUAAAAUACUGAAAGUAGGUUCAAUUGUUUGCACGAAAUCUGAAGUUUCCCUUCUUGUGGCUGAGUCUGGACGAAUACCAGUAACUCUCUGUAUCAUGGCAAGAAUUAUUGUCAGCGUUAACAUGGGAGGCUCAACAUACAGCAUAACUAAGCUACUACAAGAAAUGAAGGAUAAAUCAAAACUACUCAGAUAUCCAAGUGGUCCCAAACAUAAUCUAGACUUGCAAUACAAGAAAAGCUUGUACACUUGUGUGAAAAUUGCUCUGGACAAAUUGCAAGAAUCCAAGGAUGUGUAUGCUCCCAUGGCCAUACAUUUCAUUGAAGGAUGCGCCUAUUUCCAUAACGAGUGUCCCAUUGAUUAUUUCCUGAAUCAUGUCACCACAUUCAAACAGGAUAUAGAACAAGUUUUAAUUGAAGUUUUCGUCCCACUUAAACCAAUGGAGGUUUUGACAAAUGCCAUCCGGCUCCUCUCAAGAUUUUCAUUGAUUAAUACCACACCUGAUAAAAAAUACGAAUUUGGGAUAAAGGUAGAAAUCCAUCGUCUUGUGCAAGCCACAGUGAGAUUAAUACAAAAGUACAAAGAACGAGAUCUAUUGGAAGAACUCAUCUGCUGCAAAGAUUAUCCUAAAUUUAAAUCGUUAGACCAGGGUGGCAAAUUGAAAGAAACAUAUUUUCUUUCUCACCCAACCGCCAUUCUUUGGUCGCACGCAUCAAACCAUGAGGAUCUUAUUAGGAAAUAUUUCAUCGAGAGAGGAUCACUAUCGAACAUGAUUUAUUACGGAUUUUUCAAUGAGGUUAGAAAAAUCGUUGAAUUACUCGGAGAAAAAGAAUCAGCCAGGAAGAUACUUCAGGUCGAACCCAAGGAUUUCGAUUCGAUGUUCCUCGAAACGGAUUGGGAUCUGCCAUAAAAUAUGAUUUCAACGGACUCGGGCGGUAUUUUAUGAGAAUACUUCGAGAUAAUCUAGGUGACGUUGACGAACUACUGUUUAACGCUGGGAUACGUAUCGCUUUAAGCUUUUGCGUAAAACACACGAAUCUCCACACGGUGACAAAAUUGGUGAAAGAGUUCGCCUUGGACGAAGAUAAUAUUUUUCCUACUUUACUUAUGCAAGCGAUAACCUGUAAAAAAUGGGACAUUCCAGAGUAUCUAUUGGCCAAGAGUACACAUAAGGAUUUGCAUGUCAAAGGGAUGCGUGGAUACACUGUCUUAUAUUUUAUGGUUCGUAGUGAAUGGGACGGAAAAUCGGAAAUAGCGCUUGCUAUUGCAAAUACAAUUAUGUCAAUAUGUCCGGAAUUGAUAUAUGAAAAAAAUGACGAUGAAGAAUUGCCUUUAAAUGUCCGCUAAGCUUGGGCGGGAUGGUGCCCUCAAUUUUCUACUGAUGAAUAUGUCCGAUAUUAAGUCGCAAAUUGAUUGCCCUGAUAAGUAUGGAAAUACUGCACUGAUGCUGGCAAUUCGAAAUUUGAAGGAAGGACCGAAAGUCAUUCAGAUUUUGAUAGAGGCCGGAGCCAAUAGUCAUUACCAAUAUUCAUUACGUGUGUUCUGAGCGCCUGGCAUUAUGCAUUAUGUUUUCGGGUUAAUUACAGCAAAGUCAGACUUGUACUAAAAUCCUAAUAGAAAAUGAGGUUUCCCCAUACUGUCUUGAUAAUAAGGGUGACACAUUUUUCCAUUCUUUUAUGAAGGGGCAGUUUAGUAAUGCGGUGCCAUCGGAAAUUAACCAACUAUCGGAGUUUAUAACUUCAAAUAAAUUGGGGGAAAUAUUUGACUCUAAAAAUGGAUAUGAUCUAACAAUUUUGGAGUUGGCCGAGAGACUCAAGGUUUCUGACCCAAGGGAUUAUUUGGACAAUGCUGCCAGAAAAAAGCGUUUCCUAGAGAAUUUGGAUGUUGUUAUUGGUUUUGUUAAGCACUUUAAACAACUAAAUUAAUAAUAUGAACCUAAUGUCACUAAA